Alternaria burnsii is the source of this 1617-nucleotide messenger RNA. Its product is annotated as pkinase-domain-containing protein. The transcript has 2 exons. The record is from RefSeq and is a predicted model, not a curated record. Lineage: Eukaryota; Fungi; Ascomycota; Dothideomycetes; Pleosporales; Pleosporaceae. Gene Ontology annotation, biological process: G protein-coupled receptor signaling pathway. Gene Ontology annotation, molecular function: mating-type factor pheromone receptor activity. Gene Ontology annotation, cellular component: membrane. Bases 1 to 1617 code for a protein of 538 amino acids.
AUGGUGGAGUUCAUGACUGCCCACCCAGAGUUCUUCGGACCAAACGCCCUUCUCUACCCCUCCGCCAUUCUCUUCCCUGCUUUUGCAUUCCCAUCCUGGCUCCUCUGUAUGGCCCCUAUGAUCUGGCAUUUCCGCCAAGCCAACAUAGCGGCUGGCUCCCUCAUCCUUUGGAUCAUCCUUGCCAACUUCUUCAAUUCUAUCAAUGCACUCAUAUGGCCUCGCGACAACGUACAGGAAUGGUGGGACGGUGCCGUCUGGUGCGACAUCCACGUUCGUCUCCAAGUUGGUAGUUAUGUUGGUAUGACAGCUUCGGUGGCUCUGGUCAUACGCAAACUCGCCAUUGUCAUGGAUACGAAUAACAUGACAGUUUCUACAAGCCGGAAGAGCAGGAUGUGGGCUAAGAUCUGGGAGGUCGUGUGGUGUUGGGUUGUGCCAGGCUUCUUCAUCGCCCUUUACUACGUCGUACAACCCGCUCGUUUCUUCAUCUACGGUAUCGUAGGAUGUAUAUCGGCCCAUGACAGCUCGUGGCCUAGCGUCGUCUUGGGCUUCAUGUGGCCAACCAUCGGCAUGUUAUUCGCUUCCUACUGGGCUUCCCUGCUCAUCUACCGUCUCUACCGCUACCGCCGCGAAUUCCACCGUCUAGUCGCUGCCCGCAACACUACCUCAUCACGCUUCGUCCGCCUCUUCAUCCUUAGUCUAGUCGUGGUCCUUGUCUACCUGUCCUACUCCAUUUACCUCCUCGUCGACAUAUCAUCAUGGAUCACAACGCCUUAUUCCUGGUCUUCGGUCCACGAUCCCGAGACUGUCAACAACAUCGUAAAGAUUCCCGUCAUGGGGACUGUUAGCUUCGAGAAGUGGGUCCAGGUUGCGACGGGGUAUAUUACAUUUUGUCUGUUGGGUACGGGGGUUGAUGCGAAUGCGCACUAUAGGCAGGUAUUGGUGAGGAUGGGGGCGGGAAGGAUUUUUCCUAGCCUGUACGCUCAAUCUGGUGACAGGAGGAUGCCGAAGAGGACUUCGGCUGCGAGGGCUUGGACCUCGAAUGUUUCCAGCAAGGCGAAGAGUUUGCUUUGGUCCAGCAGAUCGGGCUCAACACUUACCGGAUCAACCAUCACCGGAUCGACCAUCACAGACUCCACGAAGGACACUUCCGCUGACCUUACAAGCCAUGAAUUCGUAGGCCUGGACUCCAUAUCCCGUUUACACAGCAUCACGACGCAAGACACAUUGCUCUCACAAAAGAACAACGCUUCGACCUCACCCGUCCCAUCCACACCCACACCACCACAACCCUCAUUCUUCCGCCGCUACUUUGCCCGACCUUCUUUCCACGGACCACUGCUACCCCUCUUCUCACAUCCCAGUAUCGCUGAGAUUUCUACUUCGAACCAUACUUGCGCCACCGAUACGAGUGAGUCGAUCUCCUCGUCCACGACUAUCAAGCCGCCUACUGGUGUACAUGCGCGUGCCUGGGCUGAGGAGACUUUGCCCUCUUCCUCCAUUGAGGGUCAUGUAGUCGGUAAUAGCGUACACGUUGUGAGGGAGGUUCAGAUGCGACGGGAUGAGAAGGCUGGGAGUGAGUGUGAGGUAGAGGGUAAGGAGAUGAGGGAUUGGGCUUGA